Molecule: messenger RNA, 1822 nt
Organism: Theobroma cacao (cacao)
Lineage: Eukaryota; Viridiplantae; Streptophyta; Magnoliopsida; Malvales; Malvaceae
Gene: UMAMIT20
Product: nodulin MtN21 /EamA-like transporter family protein
Cellular component (GO): membrane
Molecular function (GO): transmembrane transporter activity
Source: RefSeq, a predicted model, not a curated record
UACAUGGGUUAUAUAUAUGAGAGCAGUUUGAUCACUUCAUAGUCAACAAAUCAGAUAAAGCUUCUUUUUCUGAGUUAGAGGGCAAGAUGAGUGACCAAAUCUCCAUUAGACCUUUAAGUGCAAUGUUCAAUAAGGCAAAGCCUUAUUUCCUCAUGGUAUGCUUGCAAUUUGGUUUAGCUGGGACGUACAUAAUCAGCAUGGCUACACUGAUCCAUGGCAUGAACCGUUACGUGCUCAUUGUGUAUCGUAAUGCCAUUGCUGCACUUGUACUUGCACCUUUUGCACUGCUGCUUGAGAGGUUUGUCUUAAUCCUCAAGAGAAAAGUCUCACCUCUGCACACAUUCAUGAGAAGGCCGAAGAUGACAUUCCCAAUCUUCUUACAAAUAAUGACCUUGGGAUUUCUAGAGCCAAUCCUUGAUCAAGGCUUCGCUUACUUGGGAAUGAAAUUCACAUCUGCAUCAUUUACAUCUGCAAUUAUGAAUGCUGUUCCCUCUGUCACUUUUGUUGUUGCAGUCAUUCUGCGAUUAGAGCAUCUUAAGAUCAAGGAAGUACGUGGUCAAGCGAAGAUCAUCGGGACCAUUCUAUCUCUUUCAGGAGCUUUACUUAUGACACUUUACAAAGGCCCUGUAAUCGAUCUAAUAUGUUCGAGAAAAGCAAGCCACCAUGGAAGCAGCGGCGACUCGUCUGAUAAGCACUGGAUACCUGGGACACUAUUAAUCCUUGUAGGUUGUGUUGCCUGGUCCUGUUUCUAUGUUCUGCAAUCAACUACCAUAAAGAAAUACCCGGCAGAAAUCUCUCUCUCCUCCUUGAUAUGCUUGGCGGGAGCUAUCCAGAGUUCGGCAAUUGCCCUAGUUGUAGAGCAUCGCCCUAGUGGAUGGGCAGUAGGGUGGGACUCUAGGCUUUUUGCUCCACUGUACACUGGAAUAGUUAGCUCUGGAAUUACAUACUAUGUGCAAGGCCUGGUGAUGAAAACAAGAGGACCAGUUUUUGUCACUGCCUUCAACCCUCUAUGCAUGAUCAUUGUUACUGCUCUUGGAUCUGCCAUCCUCGGCGAGCAAAUUCACCUUGGAAGUAUCAUAGGAGGAAUUAUUAUCGCAAUCGGCCUCUAUUCUGUGGUGUGGGGUAAAAGCAAGGAUUAUACAGCAGCAUCUACCCCUGCAAAGGCUGAUGAUAUCCAAGAGCUACCAAUUUCAGCAAAAAAUUGUACUGAUGGCUCUAAGCUGGUGAUUGCAACAAUUAACAGUGUUAAGCAGGAUGGAAAGUGAAAAGAUGUUCCCAAAAGCAUGACUUGAAAAAAGUAGCAGGAAAACUUGCCUUCUUGCCUCACCUGUUUCAAGUGUACUAAAUCUCUCUACAUAAAAGCCUUUCUUUAGGCUCUUCUCUGCAAUUUGUUAGUUGAAAAACUUUGUGGAAGCAUCAAGGCAGGCCAAUCAUCUGGAGCACGAAACAUACUGCCUUAAUUAAUGUCAUUAUUGUUAAUAGACUAAUUAACAAAGUGGUGUUACAUAUAGAGAGAGGUAGAAAUGCAGACGCUUAACUUUUGCUGAGACACUUAUAGCUAUCCAAGACACUUUGUUUACCACUAUCACAACGAUUCCAUAUCAGAGUGGGGCAGUGAGAUUGUGCACUAUAAAUAAUUGAAGAAGUAUUCUUAUAAUUUAUCAAGAUUAAUGUUAGUCAAGAAGUAUUCUUAUUGUGUUUUCUAAGGGUGAUUUGUUAGCUCCCCUUUCUUUUUCAAAGUUUGCCUGUGAAUUUCACAUGACUUGUAAAAAAAACUGGAAUUGCUUUCUAAAUUAUCCACAUAUUUUCCUUGUGAUGCCAA